AUUGCUACCAUACCGCAACUCAAAUUAAAUUGCAUAGUUUCUGCAAUUGCGUCCCAAAAUUUGAUUCUGAUGGCACUUCAUCAGCUUCUAGUGUUCAUGAUUCUCCUCUUUGGGAGCUCAUUGAGGCUGCUAGAAUCAGUCACAGGUAGUAAAAGGAUCGUAGGGUAUCAGACUGAUCGACUUGCUUUGCUGGACUUUAAGAAUCAAAUUGAUGAUGAUCCAUACGGAACAUUAAGUUCUUGGAAUGAUUCCAUCCAUUUCUGCAACUGGGUAGGGAUAGAAUGCGGUCAUCGUCAUCAACAACGGGUUACCAGGUUAGUUUUAGAAGGGCAUGGCUUGGGAGGUAACAUAUCUCCUUCUAUUGGGAACCUCACUUUUCUUCAUUUCUUUAGCAUUGCAAACAAUAGCUUCCAUGGUAAAAUCCCCCAAGAAAUUGGUAAUUUGUUUCGAUUACAAGUCAUUGGUUUUCUAAACAAUACUCUCGAAGGAGAACUUCCAAUCAGCUUGGCCAACUGCACUCAUCUAAGGAUAAUUGAUUUCUCCUAUAACAAUCUUGUUGGGAAGAUUCCGAUCGAACUAUUUAAGUCUUUGUCAAAGCUGGAGAUAAUUUAUAUUUAUAGUAAUGGCUUAACAGGAGAAAUACCAGCUUCUUUUGGGAACAUUUCUUCUCUUCAAGCUAUCUCUUUGGCUGAAAAUAGUCUACAGGGGAGAAUUCCAGAAUCUUUUGGUCAGUUAACAAACCUAAUCUUUCUAGCACUUCAUCAAAACAAGCUCUCUGGUAUGUUCCCUGUCUCAUUAUAUAACCUCUCAUCUCUUGAAAUUAUUUCUCUCCCAGAAAACCAACUCCAUGGAAGUCUUCCACAAGACAUAGGCCUCACUCUUCCUAAACUCCGACAUCUAGAAAUUGGAGCAAACCUUUUCUCAGGGAGCAUUCCAAGUUCCAUUUCAAAUAUUUCAACACUUGAAAUAAUUGAUCUUGGUGACAACAGUUUUAUUGGACCAGUCCCUAAAAGCUUAGGAGAUCUUCAAAAUCUUCGAGAAUUCUUAAUUGGUGGAAAUCAAUUUGGAACAGGGGAAGUUGAUGAUUUCGAUCUUGUGAAUUAUUUGAUCAAUGGUACACGUCUAGAGAUUUUGGACAUACAAGAUAAUGAUUUUAAGGGUCCCCUUCCCGACUUUAAAGCCAAUUUCUCAACACAGCUCUUAAUGUUUUUUUUGGGAUGGAAUCAAAUAUCUGGAACCAUUCCUGUUGGGAUUGAGAAUCUUGUCAACUUAACCUUAUUGAGCAUGGAGCAGAACUUUCUCGAAGGUAAUAUUCCAUCUAGUAUAGGAAAACUGUCGAGGCUUCAAAGAUUAUUCUUGGGUGGAAAUAUGCUUUCAGGACACAUACCUUCUUCUAUAGGAAAUCUCACUCUUUUAUAUGAACUACAUUUAGAUGCCAACAGCUUGUAUGGAAGCAUUCCUUCCAACAUUGGAAAUUGUCAAAAGUUACAGUACCUAUCCCUUUCUAAUAAUAGCCUCCAAGGCUCAAUACCUGUACAACUCUUUCUUAUUUCCUUCUUAUCAAUAACUCCCAACUUAUUUUACAAUUCUCUGGUCGGUUCUCUACCAACGGAAAUCGGUAACUUAAAAAGUCUUUCUACAUUGGAUAUCUCCAAAAACAAAUUAUCUGGUAAAAUCCCCUCCUCCAUUGGUGAUUGUAAUAGUUUGGAAUAUCUCUAUAUGUGGGGUAAUUUUUUUGAAGGAACCAUUCCUCAAACUUUGACUCUUCUGAAGGGGCUUCAAGUUUUAGAUCUCUCACACAACAACUUAUCAGGACAAAUUCCAACAGAUCUUGACAAACUUGUAGCAAUGCAGAGUUUGAAUUUAUCCUUUAAUAAUCUUGAAGGGGAGGUACCAAAUAAAGGAAUCUUUAGAAAUGCAAGUGCAAUUUUAGUGAAUGGAAAUGAUAAUCUUUGUGGAGGAAUUAUAGAGUUAAAACUGCCUGCAUGCACAAACCAUGGAUCUAUGAAGAGAAAAAAGUUCAGUGCUUUUAGAAUGAUUUUGUCAAUAAUAGGUGUGAUUCUUGGUUUUCUUUUGCUAUCUUCCUUUCUUACUCUUUAUUGGAUUAAGAAAUCGAAAAGUAAACCUCCAUCCACAUCAUUAAUUGGUGACAUAUUCUUAAAUCUUUCUUACAAAGAGCUCUUUCAAGCCACUAGAGGAUUUUCUUCAGAGAAUUUCAUAGGCUCAGGUAGUUUUGGCUCUGUAUACAAAGGGAUUAUCGACCAAGAUGAAACAAUUGUCGCAGUCAAGGUACUCAAUCUUCAAAAUCCAAGAGUUUGCAAGAGUUUUAUGGCUGAAUGCAAAACAUUAAGAAACAUUCGACAUCGUAAUAUUGUCAAGAUUUUAACUUCAUGUUCUAGUCUUGAUUCAAAAGGUGAAGAUUUCAAAGCCCUUGUUUAUCAGUUCAUGCCCAAUGGGAGUCUAGAUGAUUGGUUGCAUCUGCCAAUGGAGGCACAUAAUCAUUCAAGGAAUUUAAGCCUUUAUCAAAGAUUAAACAUCGCAAUUGAUGUGGCUUCUGCAUUGGUUUACUUUCAUUACAACAGUCAUGUGCCAAUUGUUCAUUGUGACUUGAAGCCAAGCAAUGUUCUACUUGAUAGCAAUAUGAUUGCACAUGUCAGUGAUUUUGGUUUGGCGAGGUUACUUUUAGGACCUAACGACAAUUCAUCCCAUACUCAAACUAGUACCAUUGGGAUAAAAGGAUCCAUUGGCUAUGUUGCUCCAGAGUAUGGCAUGGGUGGAAGGGCAACUGUAGAAGGGGACAUGUUUAGCUAUGGGAUUCUUUUAUUGGAGAUGUUCACAGGAAAAAGGCCAACAGAUCAUAUGUUUGGUGGUGAUUUAAAUCUCCAUAACUUUGCAAAGGCAGCUUUACCUGUACACGUGAUGCAGAUUUUAGAUCCAACACUUUUACUCAAGGAAGAACAAAGUGAAGAAAUUAAAGAGGAUGCAAUCAACAGAGCUGAAAGUCCUAGUCAUAUGACAGAUAAAUUGCAAGAUUUCAUGAUGCUAAUAAUUGAACUCGCACUUCAAUGCUCCAUGGAAUCGCCAAGAGAACGUAUGAACAUGAACGAUAUGGUGAGAGAUCUACAAUUAAUCAAAAAGAAAUUUUUUUGAAGCAAGAAUUUAUCAAUACUGAGCAACAACAUUCAAUUAGAAGGUGAUUCUCAAUGUAUUACUUUUGAAGUUA
Macadamia integrifolia is the source of this 3223-nucleotide messenger RNA. Its product is annotated as probable LRR receptor-like serine/threonine-protein kinase At3g47570. Gene Ontology annotation, biological process: protein phosphorylation. The transcript has 2 exons. Gene Ontology annotation, molecular function: ATP binding; protein binding; protein kinase activity. The record is from RefSeq and is a predicted model, not a curated record. Lineage: Eukaryota; Viridiplantae; Streptophyta; Magnoliopsida; Proteales; Proteaceae. The coding region runs from base 70 to 3150 and encodes 1026 amino acids.